CGUCUGAGUGCGCGGACGCUCAAAAUAAGUGUGUAACGCUAUUACACACGCACACUUGGACGUUGUAAUAAUAGUGUUGUAAAUCGAGUGACAUGCGCAACGAUUUUUUUAUACAAGUGUUUGUUUACGGCACUAAGUCGGUAACGGGUGUGCGGAAACAAUUGAAUUACCAGUGACGUAUCUUGUGAUGUGACAUUGUUUUUUUUUAACCGGUGGUUGAUGGUGACAGUGGCCAUAGUGAGUUGAGGGUUGUGAUCUGUGGGGGUUGUUGAAGGCGCAGUGACGGAAGAAGCUUCAGAAAAGUACGAAACGUCACCGGGUCUGCCGUCACUGCAGAUGGGAGUGUUUGAAGAAAGAGCUUCUCACACGCCCGGGAUGCAUUGGCAGCAGCACGAGCAGUACAUUGGCCCGGCGUACGAUCCAUCCCGCGACCUAUCGCCGAACUUGCCGUCGUGCGACUCGUCAAUGGGGGACGCCGAUCCUUCGGUCUCCAGCGGCAGUUCUUGCAGCACCCCCUCGAACAACAACCACCAGUCGUGCGGGUCGGACACGUGUCGGCCGCCACCCCCGGCUCUGAAUCAGCCGCCGCCGCCACCGGGAGAGCUGUGUCGUCCGCACUCUUCUUUCGAGCACCACAUACCGAAGCUCGAGCCGCUCCAGACGCCGGGGACGCCGCCAACGCCGCCACCAAGUUGCGCCGAGGACGGCAGUGGGGCCGUUUGUGCGGGCUGUGGAAUGAGGAUCACCGACAGGUUCUAUCUGCAGGCGGUCGACAGGAGGUGGCACGCGUCGUGUCUGCAGUGCUGCCAGUGCAGGAACACGCUAGAUGGGGAAAUCACAUGCUUCUCCAGGGACGGGAAUAUCUACUGCAAGAAGGACUACUAUAGGCUGUUUGGGAUGAAGAGAUGCGCGCGGUGUCAAGCCACCAUCAUCUCGUCGGAAUUAGUAAUGAGGGCUCGCGAUCUCGUCUUUCACGUGCACUGCUUCUCCUGCGCCGUCUGCAACUCCCCUUUGACGAAAGGGGACCAUUUCGGGAUGAGAGAUGGGGCGGUUUUGUGUAGGCUACAUUUCGAAAUGCCGGUGACGGAACCGCUGCCUCCGGGAAUGUUCCCGCCCGGAAUGCACCAUUAUCCGCCACCGUUUCCCAGUCCGGAGUUUCACCACCAGAUACCUCCACCGACGCCUGUCGAGUCUAUCGGUAAAGUUCCUUUCUUCAAUGGGGCGCCUACGACGCCCAGGCAAAAGGGCCGGCCUAGGAAGAGGAAGCCCAAGGACUUGGAGGGGAUGACUGCAAACCUAGAACUUUUUUUUCUAGAUUUAAACUCGGACUACUUGGACAUGUCCUUCGGCCGUUCUCCCGGCACCCCCGGAAUGCAUGGUUCCAAUCAAAGAACGAAGAGGAUGCGAACAUCCUUCAAGCACCACCAACUCCGUACCAUGAAGUCCUACUUUGCAAUAAACCACAAUCCUGAUGCAAAAGACCUGAAACAACUAUCCCAGAAGACUGGCUUACCCAAACGAGUACUUCAGGUGUGGUUCCAGAACGCGCGCGCCAAGUGGCGGCGGAUGAUGCUGAAGCAGGAGGGCAAAUCUGGGGACAAAUGCUCCGGCUCGGAGAGCAUGAGCGACCUGGACUUGUACCCCCACGGUCCCGGUUCCAUGGCGUCCAGCAUCCAGUCGAUGGCCCCCCACAGUCCCCCCUUCAUCCUGCCGCCCGGCAGCCCGUCGUCGCUCGACUGCUCCUGAGAGCGGCCGACGAAUUAGGAAAAGUAUUUAUUUUGGUGACUACGAAUGUGAUUGAAUCAUGACUCGUGGACUUUGUGUUAGUUUUUGUUGUUACUAGGAAGUGGUUUGUACUUACUAAAUAGAGAUUAAUUGUCGAGGGACACGUUUCCUAUAUUCCAGUGCAAAAAUAGUUGAGGUUAAUUAUUCAAAGUGUCCCAUCAUUAAUUAUGUCGAAGACAGCACAUGCACCAAGUCACAUGGAAUCCAUCAGUGUCAAAGCGGUUUUACUAUUUUUGAAACGAUCGAAAUUUUGCUUUUUCGAGGAGGAAAAAUAAACGACAAUAAUUUUCCAUUUUAUUUUUUAAGACACGUUACAUUGUUCCUAAAAUAAAUAUGAAAUAAAAUUUAACUUAAUUUAAAGAUAAGAGGCACUUGUAAAUAAGAUGCAACUGAUGAUUACUGUUUAACAGUCUUCCUUUUCCACUCUUUUCUUAGUUUGCUAAAUUUUACAGAAAUUAUUGUCUUCCUUCAAAACGGCCAAAACGACUCUUCUUCUUAUUAUUACUAUUAUUGCAAAUAAUUUUAAUAAUAUUUAUUCAUGGUAAUUCCAUCUAUUUUUGUAAAUUUGCAAAGAAUUUCUCUCGUUAUCGCUAAUUAUUAUUAUUAUUUUUUAAUUUAUUUUGUUCCAAUGGUUAUAAUUCUUUGCAAAUGUGUGUAAAAGUGGUUUUGAUAUGUGGACGGUUUUGUGUGAAUGGAAAUUGUUGAAUGUUGGCGCUACCUCGAAAUUUAUUGUAUAUAAAGGUGGUAGCAUAUUCCUAUUAAUAAUAAAUAAUUUGAUCAUU
Messenger RNA from Tribolium madens (black flour beetle), 2567 nucleotides. Its product is annotated as LIM/homeobox protein Lhx9-like. The coding region runs from base 337 to 1746 and encodes 469 amino acids. Gene Ontology annotation, molecular function: DNA-binding transcription factor activity, RNA polymerase II-specific; RNA polymerase II transcription regulatory region sequence-specific DNA binding. Gene Ontology annotation, biological process: regulation of transcription by RNA polymerase II; neuron differentiation. Gene Ontology annotation, cellular component: nucleus. The transcript is spliced from 5 exons. The record is from RefSeq and is a predicted model, not a curated record. NCBI's taxonomy places the organism in Eukaryota, Metazoa, Arthropoda, Insecta, Coleoptera, Tenebrionidae.